CUCAUCAAAACACUAACAACAAAGUGACUGCUCAAAUUAAGCAGUAUAGCUCCUUAAAAAAAAAUAAAAGAAAUGACAACAAAAGUAAUUUAGUUAUUAUUUUAAAAUAAGUAUAAUCAUAAGUUCUUUUUAAAUUAAAUACCUUUAACUGUCAUGCUCAUCAUAUCAAUUUUGGGCCCAAGUACACUAAUGAGUAAUGAAUUAAUUGGGAUGGUUUAAUCAAUUCAAAACCUCCUGGCCCAUUAUAGAGCUUGUCCGCAUUCAACCAUGCAUAUCAGUGCUUUAGUGUGUUUCUUUUUGUUUGUGUAGUGACUGCUGUGCUGUUCAGGUUUUGGCUUUAUUGGUCUCUUAUGCAAGCUAGACUGUACUUUUUGGAAUGACAUGCUGUUUUGACCCUAAAGAAAAACAAGAAAAUGAAAAACAAAUGAAACCUAAAUGACAGCUUUGUAUUUGAGUUUCCAACCUUGGAAAGAAUGUCACUUUCCCUCCAAUCUCAAAAAGAAGAAAAAUUGUGAGAAAAUAACCCUAAAACCAUGUUUUCCAGAGCUGGGUUGUGCAUGAAUCAAACAAUUAACCCCAGAUUUCUGAUUCUGACAACUUAGAUGCAAUUCAAGUGAUUGAGUGUAAUUCGAGGUCCAAAUUGAUAUGUUGCAAUCUGCAUCAAUGUCUCUAGGUACCAUAUUCAAUUGGAAUAUGAAUUGUAUGGUUCUUGCAAUUCAGAUAACUAUGGUUAUAAGAAGUUAUUUUCUAUUACAUUAAUAUAUAGUUUGCUCUGCCAAGUAGGUGUUACUUUUGAUGGGCUUUAUUUUUUUGAUUGGCAAAUGUUAGUUUGGUUACUUUCAGUGUUGUUAAAUGGCGGCCAUGGCGGCGCCAUGGCGGGUUUGCGAAAAAACGCCACCGAAUAGCGGUGGCGUGGCGGGUUUGGGAUGGCGGCGCCAUGGCGGUCGUGGCGGGAUGGCGGAAAUGGCGGAAAUGGCGGAAAUCUUCGGCUUUUGUCCGCGGUAGGAGUUGGGCCGACCCGACCCAACCCUACCCGGUUAUUCAUUAAAUUAAAAACCCUCCACAGCUUGCGUUCAGAACACCUAGCCGUCCCUCCAACAGCUUCCAUUCCCUCCCGAACUUGCCUGCGUCCCUCCCGAACCCCGCCGCUCCCAGCCGCCGCCGCGACACCACCCCCUCCCCGCCGCACCCAGCCGCCGCCGCGACGAGGCCCGCAAUGCACGAACGGCGCCGACGACCUCCGACGACGAGCCCCGGCAACGCACGACACCCCCCAUUUUUCUGUCUCGCAAAAGAAGAAGACGAAGAAGAGGAAGGAAGAAGACGCGGGUCAGCUGAUCUGUUUCUUUUUUUUUUUUUUGGGCUUUUUGCUGUUUGACACCCCCCAUUUUUCUGUCUACAGCUUUUUUUUCCUUUUGCUAUUUGACACCCCCCAUUUUUCUGUCUACAACUUUUUUUUUUCCUUUUGCUAUUUGACACCCCUUUUUACUGUUAACAGUUCCUUUUUUUUUUUUUCCUAUUUGACACCAUGAUUUUUUUUUUUUCUGUUCAGUCCUCUUUUAAAUGGCUGAACCAUCAUCCGAUGUUGCUACUGCAAGUGCAACGAGAAAAAAUAAGGCAGACCCAGGCUGGAAAUAUUGCCAUUCACUAGUGGAAGGAGAUACAAACACCAUUGUUUGUAAUUUUUGUGGAAAAAUCACUAAGGGAGGAAUAACCCGAGCCAAACAACACCUGAUUGGGAAGUCGGGCAACGUUGCAGCUUGCAAGAAAACUCCCCCAAAUGUAAUCGAAGAGUUGAAGGAAUAUAUGGCUACAAAAAAAAGUGGGACCACUUACAAUACUUCUGGCAGUGGUAAUAUGGCAAAUAUAAGAGAUUUUGAAUUUGGUGAACCGAUUGGAUGUGAUGGAAGUGAAGAAGAUGAGUUUGCGGACUCUUGUAAUGCUGCUGCAAGUGCAAAGACAAAGUGUGGGACUAAAAAAGGACCAAUGGACAAAUUCUGUAAGAAUCCAGAAAAUGCAAUCAAUCGGAGAAAAAUGGAGAUGCUGAGGCAAAUGAACAUAAGAGAGUCAAUGGAUAAGAAUGAAGUAUUGAAGGUGCAUCAACAUAUUGCUCGCUUUUGGUACCAAGCAGGUUUGUCAUUCAACCUCAUUAAAUUGAAAAGCUUUGAGAACAUGGUUGCAGCCAUUGGUCAAUAUGGGCCACAUUUGCCCAUUCCUAGCUAUCAUGACAUCAGAGUUCCACUCUUGAAGAAGGAAGUUGAAUAUACUGAAAAUUUGAUGAAAGGCCAUAGGGAGCAAUGGGUCAAGUAUGGUUGUACUAUUAUGUCCGAUGCAUGGACUGAUCGGAAACAAAGAUGCAUCAUUAAUUUUUUGAUUAACUCUCAAGCUGGUACCAUGUUUUUGAAGUCUGUUGAUGGCUCUGGUUUUGUGAAGACAGGUGAAAAGCUUUUUGAGUUGCUUGAUGCCAUUGUGGAGGAAGUUGGAGAAGAGAAUGUUGUUCAAGUUGUAACCGAUAAUGGGAGCAACUAUGUUUUAGCGGGUAAGUUGUUGGAGGAGAAAAGGAAACAUAUUUAUUGGACUCCUUGUGCAGCUCAUUGUAUUGAUUUGAUGCUUGAAGAUAUUGGGAAGCUUCCCUCGAUAAGGAAGACCAUUAGAAGGGCAAUUAAUCUAGUUGGGUUUAUCUAUGCCCAUUCUAGUACCUUAAGUUUGUUGAGAAAUUUUACUAACAAGAGGGAAUUGGUGAGACAUGCUAUUACUAGAUUUGCCACUUCUUAUCUAACCUUGGAAAGGCUUCACAAAGAGAAAGCCAAUAUUAGAAAAAUGUUUACUUCUGAUGAAUGGACCUUGAACAAGCUAUCUAAGGAGCCUAAGGGAAAAGAAGCUGCAAAGGUAGUGCUCAUGCCUUCUUUUUGGAAUAGUGUGGUUUACACUCUUAAAGUCAUGGCUCCACUUGUGAAAGUGCUUCGUCUUGUGGAUGGUGAAAGGAAACCAGCCAUGGGCUAUAUUUAUGAAGCAAUGGACAAGGCAAAAGAAACAAUUAUGAAGUCUUUCAACAACAAUGAAAGCAAGUACAAAGAUGUGUUUGAAAUCAUUGAUAAAAGAUGGAAUUGUCAGCUUCAUAGGCCAUUGCAUGCAGCUGCCCACUUCUUAAAUCCAGAGUUCUUUUAUGACAACACUGACUUAGAGUUUGAUUUUGAGGUCACCAAUGGUUUGUUUGAGUGCAUUAAGAAGUUGAUUCCACAAUUUGAUGUGCAACAGAAAAUUCUAACCGAGUUGCAUCUUUACAAGAUUGGUGCUGACCACUUUGGUUCCGACUUUGCAAUGGCUCAAAGGAAAACCCAUUCUCCUAGUAAGAAACUUUUAUCAUACUAUUUUUUUUAUGUAUUAGUGUUAUAAUUCAGAAUUCUAAGUUAUGCUCUUGGUUGGUAAUUGGGUCACAAACUCCAAAUUUGCAGAAGCUGGCUAUUAAGAUUUUGAGUUUGACUUGCAGUGCUUCAGGAUGUGAAAGAAAUUGGAGUGUGUUUGAGCAAAUUCAUUCCAAAAAAAGAAAUAGGCUUGAGCACAAGAGGUUGCAUGAUUUGGUGUUUGUCAAAUACAACCAACAAUUGAAGCAAAGAUAUAAUGCAAGAGAUGAAAUUGAUCCAAUUUCUCUUAAUGAUAUUGAUGUAUGCAAUGAAUGGCUCGUGGGAGAGAUGGAUCAAGAUGAUGAUAAUGAUGCUGGAAAUGAUUUGGUAUUUGAAGAUGAUGAUGCUCUAAAUUGGGCAACUGUGUAUCAGGUUUCGGGGGUUGGAGAGUGUAGGAUGUAUACUAGGCGGAAAAAGCAAAAAAUAAGUGUUGCUGCUGCCCAAACUUCUAAAAAACAGGCAAUGGUUGUUGGAUCUUCAUCAAGGAAGCAAAAAGCAGUCCAAGAAAAUGAUGAGGAUCUAGAUGUUGAGGAGAAUAUUGAUGUUGAAUCUGAAGAAGAAGAAAUCAUGGUCAAUUUUGAGGCGUCUGAUGGGGAAGAGGGAGAGGGAGAUGCUCCAUUACCAUAUGAUAACAACGAAGAUGAUUAUGUUGGGAUUGGAGAAGAUGAUUAGAGCCUCAACCUUCACUUUGCACUUUGCAUUAUGUUUUUAUCAUUUUCUUAUUUUGAACUCUUUAAUGAGUUUAUUUGGUGUUGGUACUUGAUUAUUGUAUGAACUCAUGAAACUUUUUUAGUUUAUUUGAAUGCAAUCCUUUGUUUUUUUCAAUUUCAAUGAGUUUAUAUAUAUGUUUUUUUUUUUUUUUUGUGUCCGCCAUGACAUCCGCCAUUUUCCGCUACGCCAUCCGCCAUAUUUUUAUGGCGGAUUUUUGACUUUCCGCCAUGAACCGCCAUCCGCCAUUAACAACAUUGGUUACUUUUGAUGUAUUAGCU
Glycine soja is the source of this 4393-nucleotide messenger RNA. RefSeq lists its product as uncharacterized. Gene Ontology annotation, molecular function: DNA binding. Bases 1564 to 3396 code for a protein of 610 amino acids. NCBI's taxonomy places the organism in Eukaryota, Viridiplantae, Streptophyta, Magnoliopsida, Fabales, Fabaceae. The record is from RefSeq and is a predicted model, not a curated record. The transcript is spliced from 2 exons.